Bursaphelenchus okinawaensis is the source of this 413-nucleotide messenger RNA. NCBI's taxonomy places the organism in Eukaryota, Metazoa, Nematoda, Chromadorea, Rhabditida, Aphelenchoididae. The record is from the annotation of a GenBank genome assembly.
AUGGUGGAUUUAGAGAAUGCGACUCAAUUCUACUACAAUCAAACUACAAUUGUCUUUACUGAUAUGGUGGUAAGUCUUUUCCUUUUUUGUUGAUGUUUAGGUAACAGAUGUAGAGAAAGUGGAUGCUAUUGGUGAUGAAGAUGAGAUUUCAGGCGCUUUUCUGAUUUCUUGAAAAAUUGCAGAACGACCCAUGUGUACGGAAUGGAAACUCGACUGUGCCAGCCAUUAUUGCCUUCGUUCUCGGCCUAAUCGUGUACCCAUUGCUCAAGUGUGUGUGUGUGUCAGUUUGCCAGAGGACUCGUCGUCGUGCUCAGAAACGCUACCUCCGUGGACGUGCUAUGGGCCGUGACCAAGCUGAUUUGAACAAACUUAUCGACCAGGCUGUUCAAGACAAUUCGGACUUGGAUUUGUAA